AUGAGAGUAAGACUCCGGGGCCCAGACGGGCAAAGCACACUCACACUUGAAGACACUGCAACAGUGGCCGACUUGUCCGCCCUCAUCACAGAGCGAACAGGCUUCGGAUUGUUCGACGUCAAAUAUGGCUAUCCACAACCGCAGCCUCUUGAUCUCAGCCGAUACGAGCCGAGCCAAAAACUGACAGACUUGGACGUGAAGCUCAACGGCGAACAGCUUAUUGUCAACAGCAAGGAGACGCCCGCACCGGGCAGCGGCGGUGACGACGCAAUUACGAUACACAACAAGGCACCGUCGCCAGCAGCCAAAAAUAACAAGGCCGACACUACUACAAAGCCAGAAGAUGACAGUGAGGUGCCAGAAGUACCAUCGCCUGAACACGGGGGCACGGUGGUGCUACGAAUCAUGCCCGACGACAACUCGUGUCUCUUUCGAGCAGUGGGCAGCGUCGUGGUGGGCGGUAUGGACACUAUGACCGAACUACGAUCGAUCAUAGCGCAGACGAUCCAAGCGCAGCCCGAGGAAUACCCGGACGUGGUGCUAGAGAAGAAAGCAGACGACUACUGCCGGUGGAUCCAGAGCGAGGACGCCUGGGGAGGUGCCAUUGAGCUCAACAUCCUCAGCAAGCACUUUGCGGUCGAGAUCUGCUCGAUCGAUGUGCAGACGCUGCGAGUCGACCGGUUCAACGAGGGCCAGGCCAACCGAUGCAUUGUGGUCUACUCGGGCAUCCAUUACGAUGCCAUCGCGCUGUCGCCGUCGGAUCCUCCCUUUACACACGCCUAUGCACCGCCGGACUUUGACACGCGGGUUUUUGAUGCGCAUGAUCCUGUUAUUCUGGACAAGGCGCUGGACCUGUGCCGCAUCCUGCAGAAGAAACACUACUACACAGACACGGCGACGUUUCGCAUCAAGUGCAACACAUGCGGAGGACUAUUUGUGGGCGAACGGGGCGCGACAGAUCAUGCAGCAAAGACGGGGCACUAUGAUUUCGGGGAGGCAGGGUGA
Molecule: messenger RNA, 1005 nt
Organism: Talaromyces rugulosus
Lineage: Eukaryota; Fungi; Ascomycota; Eurotiomycetes; Eurotiales; Trichocomaceae
Exons: 1
Coding region: 1-1005 (334 amino acids)
Biological process (GO): endoplasmic reticulum unfolded protein response; protein deubiquitination
Cellular component (GO): cytosol; nucleus
Molecular function (GO): cysteine-type deubiquitinase activity
Source: RefSeq, a predicted model, not a curated record